UCUACACAGCCACAGCACAGGGUGGAAAGGACCACACGCACGUUGCCGCGAACAGCCAGACGAACCAACCAAGCAACCAAGCAACCAAGAUGAAGGUGGUCACGUGCGACGAGACAGGGCUGGUGAAGACGGUGUCAGUAGAGCGGACGGCUGUGGAGAGCAAAUGGCGCAAGCAGAGCCGGGCAAAGGCGUCGCAGCGCAUGUGUUUUGCGCACCAAUCCGAUGAUACGGUGUAUUUGGGAUUGGCAACCAAGAAGCUGGAAAAGGUGGAUUUCCUGAACCGCCAUCCGAUUAGCUUGACCAAGACGGAUGUGGAGUCCUUCGCAGGGCUUGCCGUCACAGAGAACAGGAUUGUCACAUGCUGCUCAACGGGUCAGGUUACCCUCCGCGACCUGAACGCGCCAUCGGAAGUUGUGGCGACGUUCAAGGGUCACGUGCGCAGCAGCUGCAUGAAGUUGGGAUUGCAGAACAAGAACAUUCUCGCCAUGGGCGGCAAGGACGCGGACCUCAGGAUAUGGGACGUCAACUCGACAGACAAGCAGAUCUUCAAGGCAAAGAACGUCAAGAACAACCGCUUGAACCUCCAGGUUCCCGUGCACAUUCGCGACGUCGCGUUUAUGCCAAACAGCGAUGAUCGCGUCGUAGUCACCGUUUCCGCACACAAACACUUUCGGAUCUACGACAGCAGAGUGAAACAGCGGCCUAUUUUCAGUACCGUCUACUCCGAGGCCGCGCUGAACUGCGUCGCCCUCACAAACGACGGACGCCACGCCAUCACUGGCGAUGCGCUCGGACACACGCACCUCUUCGACAUGCGCGCACGGCGGUCGAUUGGCAAGUUCCACGGCCCCGUCGGCGCUGUGCGCAGCGUGUCCCUGCACCCGGUGCUGCCGUUUGUCGCUGUUGGAGGACUGGAUCGACACGUGCGUGUGUACGACGUGACGACGCGCCAGCUCAUGACGAAGGUCUUCCUCAAGCAGCGCAUUGAACACGUCCUCUUCACCAGUGAAGACAAGGUGGUUGUAAAGGACGACGAAGAGGAGGAGGAGGAAGCAGCUGUGAAGGCAGAGGAAGGCCAUGGGGAGGAGAUGGAUGAAGACGAUGUGAUGUGGGCAGCGCUCGCAUCGGCCAACGUGCCGAAGAAGGCAAAGAUGGAACCAAAGAAAGAGGAGGAACAGCAGGACGAUGAUGAUGAUGACGAUGAUGAUGGUGGUGAUGAUGAUGAUGAUGAUGAGGACGAUGAAGAAGAAGAAGAAGAUGAUGAUGUGAAGGAGGAAGAGGACGUGUAAUCUGCCAUGCCAUGUCCUCCCCCCCCCCUCUUCCUGCCUCCCUGCUCUUGCUGUUGCCUCGCUCGUGUCCACAGAAGAGGGCGUUCACUCGCGUGCUCUCGCCAAUGAAUGAUUGAAUGAAUGAAUCCGUG
Salpingoeca rosetta is the source of this 1420-nucleotide messenger RNA. RefSeq lists its product as uncharacterized. The transcript has 11 exons. The record is from RefSeq and is a predicted model, not a curated record. Gene Ontology annotation, cellular component: preribosome, large subunit precursor; nucleolus. Lineage: Eukaryota; Choanoflagellata; Craspedida; Salpingoecidae. Gene Ontology annotation, molecular function: protein binding. The coding region runs from base 90 to 1289 and encodes 399 amino acids. Gene Ontology annotation, biological process: ribosomal large subunit biogenesis.